GUAAACUUAUACGAGAAGCAACGAAGGUACUUAGACAAAGUUACAUGAUCAUAUUGAACGCGGCUGAUACAAUAGCCUGACGAGCAUCAAGAAGAUGCAGGCCUUUGUAAACAGCAACCUGCUGCAGGCCUGCCAACAGCGCAUUUACCCGACGCACUCGCAGCUGUACCGGAGUCUGGUCAAAGCAGCCAUGCCGCCAGUCGUGGAUCUAUUGUUGGCAAAGAACAAGGAGCGAACGCCAGCUGACAAGACAAGCACCUCUUCAACUGCAUCCAAGCCUGUUGUUUCUGCUCACGACAAAAGCAAGAGCCACGGUCCGUGUCGUCUGACGGUCAUUGACGCUGCGUGCGGCCAUGGAGAUCUGGCGCACGAGCUGGCGGCGCGAGCGGAGAACUACGCAGAUAAUAAAGAACACCUACAACUUGUUCAUUCGAUGAACGUAGAUAGCUACACCGGGAUAGAUUUUGACCCGGAUGCGGUCGCUGCCGCACAGGAGGCGGAGUAUGCAUUGCAAAAGUAUCGUACUAGUAUGAAUUGCAAUACAAAUUUCCUUAGCAUGAGAAAUGGAAUUUGUCAUGCGGAUUUGCCUCAAUAACAAGAUUUGUAAUGCAUAUGCAAGAGCAAGAGUUGCAUUUAUGCGAGUGCGAUACUUUUGCACAGCAUACGGAGCAAGAAAGAGCAUCAAAACAGGAGCAAACAAGGUCAACGUCACCGUUCCAAAACUUUCCGUGUCAAUUCCACCAGGGUGACGUGAGCCACAGUCGGUGUCUGCCGUUCCUCUGCACCAGCAGACCGGACGAGCAGGGGCAGCUAGAAAUACAACCAAGAUCAUGUGGCCGCGGGGUGUCCGACGACAGCCAUAGCCCAACUAGACACGGGUCGACAGAGGUUCUAAAGCGUGCCGCGUCGGUGGUUUCCCUUUUCGGUGCGCACUACCUAGAAGAAUACGCGUUGAAGAAGUUUGCGCUCCACAGUCGCGACGUGUUGCAGGAACUACAACAGAAGGCCGGGCAGGAUAUGGUGUUCUCAACUGUCGCGUUCUCAACUGUUACAUGACUUGGUGAUGCAAGAAUGGAAAAAGUGGACGGGGUGACCUUGCGUGCCUUGCAUGACGGAUGUGGAACAGAUUCUCAGCCUGUUUGGCCCUUUUAUGAGAUUGGAGGAGUUCGAUAGGAGUUCGUAAAGUCUGAAUUGUGAGAUCGUUUGUGUUCGGAAGUUCCAUGAGCGGGGGUCAAGCAUCCCGUUAUCACACUUGACCAUGAUCAUUUCACUGUUUUCGAACAGUUUUCCGGCGCCUUGCACCAUGCAAGCGCCUCUGAUCGCUCCCGCGCACGCGGUCGAGAAUCAGUCUAGUUUCAGCUCCCGCACUGCGGUCGAGAUGUUACUUAGCUCCUGCACCCGCAGUCGAGCUUGUGUCACACGGUGGCAGCGUUUCAAGUCCUCCCACUGGUGAGGCCAGCAACAGUUGCUGAGGAUGUGGCAGCGCGUCACUUCGAUGGAGUACAGUGUUCGCUCACGGAGUGGAACCCUCUUUUGUUUGCUUGCAGCGCUGUGCAGCCUGCAGUGGUCGAUCUUUGUUCCUAGAUCCCGCGUUAGCAGUACGCAGCAGUAGUUUCCACAAGAUGGUUCAGCUGUCGGCUCGUGAGCUAGCUCACGCUCAGCGGAUCAAAUCCGCAGCAGGCGAAGAAACCGCUCUGCACGCCCCGGCCUUCGCAGCGCUGGUCUUCGGAGGGAUGUCGCUGGCGGGCGUCGCCGACAUCCUGGAACAGCAUGCUGCGCUCGUGCACAGCAACACGGUCCGCUGCGCUUCGAUGAACUUCAACGUCGCAGCCACCGCGAUGCACACGGCCGAAAGCCAGCGUGCCGCCGAAGCGGACAGAGCUUGGAACCUGGUCAAGGAAUCUUCAAGAUCGACUAAGAACGCGCUGCUGGUACAAUGCUUGUGUUUCUGUUUGAUUGGUCAACCCGCAUGGGUGGUUUGAAUGCGAAUUCACCAUAAUAUUCUGAUCACAGGACACGGUGCGCGCUCUGAACCCGGAUGCCCCGGCCCACGAGCGGAUGCGCGAGCUUUUAUUCCAGAUGCCGGUAAUCACGAUGCCUCCGUUCGGCAACGCCAAAACCUGGAACCCGAUCUUCGUGGAGUGGUGCCGGGACGGAGCUCCCUGCCGUGGCGCCACGAAGGAGCUAGCGAGUGAUCAAGGGUUGAUUUCCGGUUAUGCGGAUAUUAUGAUUCCCCGCGACACCCCGCCGUCGCCGGGGCAGAGAAGCGAGCCAUAAGUUAUAUGCGCUCCGGUCAUGUAGACUUCGCAUUCGUUGAACAACCAGUCAUUAGCACAAGGUGCAUCGAACUUAUUCUGACCUGAAGUCACAUGUGACCUGUUUUUUCCGCGAAAGAAUCGAUCAGCUUCUACAACAUCAGCAUCCCGCAGGUCACAGCAGGACAAGGACCAAAAACCUUGUCUGUUUCCUCGAAGGAACGUUUGCCGCAACUCGACAAAGUUGUUCUAGCGCGAGUUUUGGGUACUGGCUACAUCACCUCUCCUGAGAGCUUCCAGAGAGUCAGAGUGUAGAGAGACUUCAGAGUGUGAGCAUGCAGAAGAUCCCCUGCUAGUAUGCGUCCGCGUCUGAAUCGUCUGUUGCUUCUAGGUGGUGUAAGUCCUAUUACAAAAACAUGCGGUAGAAUGGCUGUGCUUCUCUUUUGCGUCAUCUGCGACAGCGACACUGUCCCGGAAGCCGACGCGAAGUACCGAUGCAGCGCAUUGGUGAAUGCGGCAGGAGACCAGUGCAAAAGGUCGAUUUGCAAGACAUGUUUCACCAACGAUGGAGGUCCCCUGCUAGAGAAGGAGUUCGGCACCAUCGACUUGCUGGGAUCGACAUGCAAGUGCAACCGCUGUACCAGAGAAGAAUCAAGGAAAGAUUUAAAGGUGGUAGAGAAGCGCGUCGAGGAGCGCACUGGCGCGACGCAGCUGACCACGAGAAUCUGCGCCCGGUACAGCUGGUGCAGUAAGUUCUGUAGUAUGGACGAUGAAGAAAAGUUGUCGAGUUAUCAGAAACUCAAACAACCACCACUCCAGAAACAGCGUAAAUUAGAGAAAAAUUCUCAAAAUCAACUCAUGAUGAUCAUGGCGACGGCGCAAGCCCAAAAUUCAGUAGCCGCACAAGAGUACAUCGACCUAAAGAAUUUAUCCGAGCAGCAGAAGGUGUCCUGGGCGAAGUUGUUGUUACCGCCAAGCGGUUCCGCGGAGAAGUGCGAGUCGUACUUGACGAAUGUCAUCGCUUUAUUCCCCCACGACAACAUGUCCGUAGUGGCCAACUACUUGCUCUUCUUGAUCAAGCAUCUCAAAAAGAAGCAGACCGCAAGGCUCAAAAAAGGUGGCGACGUGCAAGACAACGAGUUACCACCGAAUCAAAAUUUUGGAAUUUACUAUUAUUUUAAAGACUUCUCGUCGAAGCUGAAAAACCGCUUUACGGCGGAUCCGUUGGACGAGGCCUUCUUUGUGAUGGAAUUUCAGGUAUGGGUUUGAGGGUUGUUGCAUCGUGCCACGCAUGACAAACACACAUGGGACAUUCGUAUCAAAUUCCAAAAUCCGCAUAACAGAAUUCCUUCACAAGCGCUUGUACGGACAACCUGUGCCGCCCACAGUGUUUAGAAAAGCUGUUACACACCGCGGGCACCUCCCUGAAGGAAGUCGGGUUCAGAGGACCGGGAGCACCAGCAGCAGGCUCCAGCACGGCAACGCAGAGCAGAAAGCAAACAAAAGCCGAGACAGAAGCCUGGAAUAAGAUAAAGCAAAUCUUCGAAGAAGCCCCGCUGACGACGUCGGGAGCGCGCGGAGCGUACGAGAGAGCCCGCUCGCAGAACGAAGAAUUGACGAAAAGCUACAUCAAGUGGUCCCAAACUUGCAUCAAUUGUUUUCUAUUGGGAAAAGGAGUUGGUAACAACCACCUCGACGGCAAGCCGGGCUUGAUUUCGUGUAAAGCAUCCAAAAAUCCCUGUGCGCUCGCAUGCUUAAACCCCGCGUGCAGUGGGAAAGCGCAUUGGAGAGAGGUACUAUUUGUUGUUUGUCAUGUAUCCGAUGAUAUUAGGCAUUUUGGGCUCUCUCUUAUCCCGCUCCUCAUCAUCCCCUCAGGACUGCGACGCCGAUGUCGUCUGCGCGGAGGUGACACCAGCUUUGAAGCACAUAAAGUCCAACGCCAAGGGCCAAGCCACACCGAAGGCGGGCGGCAAGGGGCAGAAUCCGAAGGGCGGGAAGAAAGGUGCUGGCAAGGGUGGAAAGAAUGGUGCACUGCCGGCGGCAGGCACCAAGUAAACAACAGUUUCGAGUGUUUUGUUGAAAGAGGCAGUCGCGAGUCUUUUUUGUAACAAGCCAGGUUUUUUGAAAACAGUGCGAUUGUGACACAGAAGUUUAUUGACACAGAGAUGCAAGGCAGUAAACGCCAGUUCGAGCGAAAGCUGUUCUAGACCGUGGGGACACUAUUAUGCAAGCUGCACUCUGAUGUUCGCGACCCAUGCAUCUGUACUGCGUUAGAUUCGAGGAUGAAUAAAUUUAUUGCAAAUGAAGCGAUAAAAGAUGCUCUCGGCGCCAAAGCGGAAGCCGAGAAGCUCGACAAGAUUAAGCGGUUACAAGUUGUUUCCGCGGACCUAAAAGCCGCCACGGAAACCCAGAAGCAGCAGCAACAAAGCCGCAAAAGGCCCGUAGCCCAGCUACCGCCUCCAUACUACCCGACGGGGAUCGAGUCCUCCUUGCAAGAUGCGAUCGAGACGGCGGAUUUCGAUUUAAAUUGGAAGAAGCAAGCGUUGGAGGAGCUGGGCAAGGACCACAAAGACCUCGAAGAACCAGCUGAUGCGCAUAAUUUCUCGACAACUUUGUUUAAGGUGACGGGCACCCACGAAGAUUUGGAAAGAAGAAAGGCGGUGGCGAGCAGCUCCUUAAAUGCGCUUUGCGAAGUACACGAUCUGGUCGACAGUGAGGACGAGUUGGAGCUAGUCGACAGCUACGAUUUCCACACCGCGGAUGAGGAAGACUGGUCCAAAAUCAUUCUGCAGAGCAGUGUGGAGGAGAAGGUCGUGGCUGCACAGCCAGCGGCAGCCAGCAGUUCGUCAGCCACGUCCUCAUCGUCCAGUAGUUCUUCGGCGUCGUCUUCUAGUGGCACGUCCGAUUCGCUCUGCCCGCUGAAGUCGGAAAAGAUAGUAGCAGGGAGAAGCGCAAUCGCCAUAAAGCUUCCGUCGACGCAAGCGAUAAAAGCCUUCUACAGCUCAGCGGCGACAACGGUAGCGGCAUCGAAGAGGUACGAACCGUACCGCAAGGACACAGUCUUCGCAGACAACUUCGAAAUUCGCUUCUCCGACGAAGAGAUCUUCGCGGGCUUUCCAGUGUCCGAGCAAUUGUCGGACGUGUUGGUCAAGGCGGCAGCAGAUCUGCAAGGGAAGUCGAUAAAAUCGGGCACGCACGGUACAUACGCCUCGAUGCUCAGGUCGGUCGUGCCACGAGUAUGCGCCGAAUUAGGUUUUUGCCUCUGGCCGCUCCAAACGGAGGCUGAGGUGUUGCUCUUCCUUGUGUGUUUCCAGACAUCCAGAGCAGUCCACAGGUCGUAUCUGCAUGAAGAGUCACAGCGGAUAAAGUGGAGCGCCUUUUUAACGCUGUCAGCCGCAAUAGGAGCAUACAACAGCUCCAGGCUCCAUCUAGCCGCGUUUAGAUUGCAUGAUGGGAGAUCCCCGUACCUGCAACGGAUCUGGAAAGCCUUAAAAAAGGAAGCGUAUCAUACGUCCCCCGGCCAUCACAAGUUCGCGCCGACUUUCAGCCAAGUAAUGCUUGGCCUCGAGCGGAUCGAGGCCUUCUGGACCUUGCACACCGGCCAUCUACGGUCUAGAACGGGCGACUAUUCAGAGACAGCCCUGCAGGAAUACAAGAACGGCUUGGAGCAUCUCCUGCGUUUGCAGAAAGCAGUCAUGGUAUAGUUUCGUGGAUUGCAUUUUAGGCCACAGUAAUGUCGCAUCAAAAACUCCUAUCCCUUCUUGGAUAUUUUUAUCUCGCUCAUUCAGGUCUUGAUCGCCUUCUUCGCAGUGCGGCGGAAUGCGGAGCUGUGGAGCCUGACAGCAAGCGACAUCAAGCCGAUAAGAGCAAAAGACGGCAGCAUGCAAUUCAGUGUAGAGGUGAAAAGAUCAAAGAUUGAUCAGCUAGGACUCGGUCACGAAGCCUUCCUACCGUCGGGCACGCCGGCCUAUCUAACGCAUGAGUACUCCAAGUACAUGUCCGCUUUCUACCUGCACCACACCAGCAAAGACUGGAAAGAUUCCGCCCCGUUUUUCCCCGUGAUCGGCGCGAACAAUUGCAGCACGAGAGCCGCGAAAAAGUCUUCGAAAGACGCUGUGAGGAAAGAUAUAAAAGCGUUCUUUACAGUAGAAACACCCCAUGUAGCGGUAGAUAGACCAAUCAGUCUGCGCAAGGCGGGUGCUAUUUACUUUACCACGUCUGAUCCAACGAGGAGAUUAGCAAUGUGGCAGGGUGGCUGGCGAAAUAGUUACAGUUUGGAUUUCCAUUACAGUCCUAUAGAUCCAGUUCAUCAGCGAAUCAUGGUUGACAAUCACUUUUCGAAAAACAUAACAAUCAAGAGGAACGAUGAGAAACUAGAAAGACUUGAUGUUGCAGUCGAAAAGGCAACGAGGUCGGGUAAGUCGUUACAGUUAGCUGCAAUUGUGAACGAGAUCAGAUGGACGAUGGUGAGCGCAGAAUCCUUGUCUGAAAAAGUACCACGUCUGUAUGAGCAGGCGCUGAACAACAAGCUCGACAGGGCGGUUUUUGGUCCGUUCCUUGACAUUGUACACAAAUUGAACGACACGUCGUUGCUGUAAAAACCGCACAUGAACUUAUUCGAAAUCAAUGUUUAGGAUGCCGGUGGACAAAGAGCUACAGUUAAAGCAGAAUUUGUUCCAGUUCUCUUUCGGCAUGCCAGUCGAUACGAAGGCAGUCUAUUAUCAGUUCGGUCAUGGGCAAACCGUCUUUCAGCUGCUUCGCAAAGAUGGAACGACGACGUCGUAUGUGUCUCCCUACCCAUUGAUCUUUGGGACAGCCACGGAGGACAAGACGGUCCUCGGCAUGAAAGUGAGAGAGACUGCUGAGGGCUAUCUGAUUUUUCAGGACGAAGAUUUUAUCAACGCCCCGGGUUCCAAGUCCACUGAUUGCUCGGAUUACGAACCACCGACGAAAAAGAAGAAGAUCUGAAAAUGAUGCGUGAUCUCGCGAUUCUCUCGUUGUCGGCGCUGGGCCUGGCGCUCCAGGGCAGUUGGAGCUUCAUCUCCAAGGGAGUCGCCAUCGGGUACGCGAUCCUACGCCAUACGGUGGCGGUGGUUACGGAGUUGCCGCGCAGAGUCGUCACGACACUGUGGGGCGACAACACUUACUGGCCGAGCACCUGGAUGUCCACGGACCGCGCGGUGGCGCACUGGGUCUACAUCAGUAUAAAUAAUAGUUGGGGUAAUGCACAUUUGCUCGAAUGACUCAUGAAAUCACCUGGUGUAUACAAAAACGACUCACAGCUAAAUUUUACACCACGACGGGCCUGCGCGUGGCGCUCUUGUACUUCCUCCUGCGCGAAGGGCAUAUUCACGCGGAAACGGCCACGGCAGCUGCACAAAUUUAUUUUGUGUUUCAAGCCGCAGAAAUGUGUCGGUAUAUUCAUGGCGAUCGAAAUUUAAGUUUUUAAUAAUGCGCAGACGGCAUGUCACGCACGAAGAUCAAAUGAGCCUUAUCUAUUCGUAAUGUGCGAUAAACUACAGCGCCGGCAGACGGCAGAUGGGCGGCGUGCUCGCUAUGCGCAACGUCAUUGUCCGCUUGGGACAACAAAUCGGUACGACCCUGCCGCAGCUGUUACAAAUCCUAGUCGACCAGAACGGAGUUUUGAACGACGAUCACGAUGAUCACACGAGCGAUGAUGAAAUGUUAACGGAAGAAGAAGAAUAAGUUAUACUAAGCUGAUGUCAAGUAUACUUGUUUGGAUUCUAGAUAGCACUUCUUCGUCUAAGUGUAUUAUCUUUUAAAGAUGGACAUACUUCAAGCAUUUACCAUCUGCUUAUCGCACCACAGGGACAAAUCUUUAGAUUUUACACUAACUGCAUUCACCACUUCCUUCUGCUGUCAUCAUGUCGACGUCGAUUCCACCGGUGCCGGCCAAGCUGGCCCACCUUGUUGAUUUAGAACACUUCAAACGUGUGAAUCUCACGAGUCUGAUGUCGCAUUUCAAAAUGGUGAUUGUGAAAAUCAAGGAUGAUGUGAAUCCGCCCUUCGCGGAAGUCAUCAAAACUUUUAAGGCUCUUUUCCUGCACCUCUUCAAGCACAAGAACGUGCAGAAACCUUUAUUAUUUGACUUGUUGUUUGAAUGUCUUGAACUCCUCGCGGAAACCAUGGAGUCGAAGACCCGAGCGUUGGAAAUCAUGCACGGUGCGGUGCACAACACGCGGAAAGCUCUGGGUGAGAUUUAUGAAUUUCCUUCGGCGGACGAGACGGCGCUCGGAAAGAAGUGGGUCUCCUUGCUGGGGCUCAUGGAUUUCUUGAGUACCAAGCAGGAGUUAGCGGCCGACGAGGGCGAGCCGGACCAGACGAAAGAAUUGAAGAAUUUCUUCAUCGAUGCCAUGUUGGCGAAGAAUCGCCGUGAGAGUCUGGAGCGCCGCAAGAGAGGUGAUGACUACACGGACCCAGCAGAUCACGAGUACAAGCGCAGGAACAUCCACGACGGGCUCCCGUAAGGUAGACGGUUGUGGGAUGCAUGCGAAUGUAGUUUGUACCUUGAGAUGCUCGCAUGUCUUCAUCGUCUCCUCCACGAGACGCUUGCAUGUCUUCAUCGUUUUCUCCACACUUUCAGGUGAGUGGCGAUUGUCGCAAACGAGAUUAUCCGUCGCUCGGAUGCUGGACGCGAGGUACUACAUGGUGGCGUCUUUUGCACGCAGGAUGAGAGUCAUAGAUUCAGGUAAAUUUGCAUCGAUCACAGCACGAGUAUGGAUUCAUGGCGGUCACAAGCACACUAUUCCCAUCGUAUUUUUCCACAGGUACGAUAGCCGUCAGCUUCGUCGCACCGAGGAAAGGCAGCAUUGAUGUUACCUCUAACGCUUGCGUAGAUCUGCUCAAGACUGUCUUUGCACUUGAAACCUUGUGGUGAUACAGCUGUAGAACUCUGGAAGAUUUAUCAAGUCAGUGUCGACAGAGAAGCCCGAGCACUCUUUGCACUCAUGUGACAGCAAGUUGUUCCGUCGGCUAGCACGAGCUUUUCGUGGCGCGAGCAGGCGCAGGUAGUUUAGUCGCCCGGCAUCAGUGAGGGUGAACCUUGAUUCUGCUUGCGCACAUGAGUGGAGAGUAGCUUUCCCAUAGAGUGAGCGACCUCUUCACCAAGAGAGAGCGCGAGAAGCGUAGUCUGAGGCAGGAUUAGCGUGACACUGCCCUCAGUAGAGUAAGUUGUAGCGUGAUUGUCCCACCGUUCAUCAAGAUGGGGAAAAGAGGUCGGCGAGGCAAGAAAAAGCCUGACUGGCAGCCUGGCGCACUCCCGCAGCCAGGCACGUGGCAGGACAACGCCCAAAACCAGCACGCGGGGGCAGAAGAAGUCUGGGUUGAUGACACCAGCGGAGACUACAACUACGAGGAUUGGUGGUUCAACGAAGAAGAUGGAGAUUGGCACCCGCCUCAAGCUGCGGACGAAGCAGCGGCAAGCGCGUCCGCCUCGUCUUCGUCAUGUGCGAGCACCUGGUACGAGAAGCAGAAUAAGCACCUGGCCGACGACAAUCACGAAGCUGUGCCGGAUGUGGGAUACGACCAGCACUGGUACGAUGAUGACCAGCAGGAUGAUUGGGAGCAAGAGCAGUGGUGGAUCGACGACGAGCAGUGGAUCGACGACCGCGAGACCACUCAUCAGGAGUACGAGGACAGCCAAAGCGGCGAGGUGGUAGAAAGGUCACAGCAGGACAAAGCUGACACAUUCACACAGCUGAAGCCGUCGUUGAAAAGGCCCGCUGCGGCCGCCGAGAUGGCAGGCAACGACGACGAGCCAAACUGGGAUGCGAUAAAUGCGUCAGUGGAUUUGCUGUCCUUGGCCGACGACGCAAGGGCGGCACCAGGCAGCACCCCGUGUGCGAAAAUCUCGACAAAGAAGCAGGUAAGCUUCACCACGCCGGCUUCAGUACAGCAGGUUCCGGAUUCCAGCCGCAAAGGCUCGUGGAAGAGAGCGAACACGAAUAGCCCACCGCCGAGUUCAGACGAUGAGGAACCUUUCGACGCGCGAAGCAACGGUAUGCCCGCUGUGGACGAUUUACCGGAUGGCGACGACCUUGCAGACUUAGACCUGUAUUGGAGCUUACAGAGCCUGAAUCCGUAUGGCUGGUACAAACCGGUCUCGGAUUACACGGUGGACGACUACAAGGCGAUAGGCUGCCCAGUCACGUGCGACGAGUUGUUGGCAUCACUAGCAGCGGAGCCAGGGCCGCAAGACGUCUACCGCGAGCUCGAGGACAUGCAAGCAGUCCGGGGACUGACGAUAUCACCGGAGCAGUGCAUCCGGUGGGGGAUGAAACCCGAUGUCCUCUUGAAAGCGAUGACGGGAGUCAAGUUUCAAGUGAUUGGCGACUUGCCCGAGCCACGCAUCUGCGGGAAUCAAACCGCAGCGAGAGAAAACGCGCAGACGUUCAACGCCGAGUUCAAACGCUUCGAAGACGGUGGCAAAAUAAUAGUCUACCCGGAAGGCGAAGAACCGCCGGGCCUGCUCCAAGUGCCAGGAACAGUAUUGUUCCAGCGCAACGACAAGAUCAGAGUAAUUUCCAACUUCUCCGAUAAGCAGGCGAAUCUCAACAAGGCGAUUUUUUCCACCGAGGUCGACUACGCCGACUUCUGGAAGCUGUUCGCCGUGUUGAAACCGUGGUCGAGGAUCAGCGGUUUAGACGCAAAGGAUAGCUUUUCCCAUUGGCUCGUGCAUCCAUCGUUCAGACGAUAUCUGGGCGUGAAGCUGGAAUGGACGGAGACUUACAAGGGAAAUCUUGCAAGUCAUCUUUUCUUGCCGUUUGGCAUAGGUUGUGCUCCUGGUGAUUAUCUUGUGAAAUGUCAGCAGAGAAGUCAGUGCUGUUUCGUUUUCAUCUAUGCCUGAGCAAAUGGGUACGAUUUGAUGCAAAGCAGAGUCAAGUCUCACAUUCUCGCUGACAUUUUACCCCGCAUAAGCAAAAUGAUGCUUUCAUCAAGGAAUGCCUCAACGUGUGCAAGAAAAACGGGGUAAAAGCGGCAGGGAUGCUCGAUUACGUGGAUGAUAUUCGGUUUGUCCAUGAUGAUGGACCAGAUGUCGAAAAAGAAGCAAACGAUGCACUCGACUGGACCAUCUACAUCCUCACGUUGCUCGGGGUGAAGUUGCAUCACAAACCGGGCAAGCUGCAGCGGCCGAGCACAACAAACAUCUGGUUGGGCUUUCACUUUGACACCGACCCCACAAAUUACUGCAUCGAGCUCGACCCGGAUAGGAGACUGGAUUACUGGCAGACGGUCAAGGAGUUUCUAGUCAAAGCAAGGGCGGGCAAGGUGUCGGCGAAGAAAAUAUUGAACUUCCAUCUCCUAGUGAUAACAAUAAUAAUUUGUCAUGCGCAGCAGCUUGGCCAUGUCGGUUCUGAUUGUAGCUUUGCAUGACAAAUCAUGUAACAGUUGAGAAUGUAACAUUUGAGAACGCCAUACAGGAAACCGCGACGACGACCGGGUCGCAAAUAAGUGGAGCUUCAUCUACAGCAGAAGAUCAAGAUGGUACUACUACUACUACACCAUCCUCGUCGUUAAUCCUGGCCCUUUGGAGCCCGGAUGUCUCUAAAAACUGCGUGUUGUCACAUUUCCUGACGGAAGUCAGUCCGCUGCUGGACCUGAACGUGCGCCACCACAAGCCCUUUUCCCGAAACUACUUUCCCCACCAUCGAAAAAAUACGGAGGCGGGGGCGCAGAGGGAGGUGCUUGAGGACCUGUUGCUCAAAAAGUUGGGGUACGCAAGCCUUGUUUGGUACGAUAAAACGUGGACAUUAGAAAAUCAGCAACCGUUGGAAGUCCGACACGAGGUAACCACGCCUGAACACCUGCAGGGCAUUUUGCAAACCGAGCGGACGUUCGGAGACAUUUCCGCGCUGCUACAGGCACAGACGCCCGAGGUUGAGGCGAAGGCCUGGGACUGCUUGCGUUUUGUGUGUGAAGGUUUAAUCAGGGAAAAGAACUGCUUCUUGCGCAAACCCUACGCUAUCGCGGAGGCCGUUGUGUGAAAUAAAUACACAUCUUCGUACUAGUUCUCUGCUGAUAUUGUGCCAACGCUACUAGUAUCAAGGAGACCUGCUCCAAAGUCGAAUCGGCGGGGAAUUCUUCUGUCGUAG
Messenger RNA from Amoebophrya sp. A120, 12367 nucleotides. NCBI's taxonomy places the organism in Eukaryota, Dinophyceae, Syndiniales, Amoebophryaceae. The record is from the annotation of a GenBank genome assembly.